Molecule: messenger RNA, 4476 nt
Organism: Dreissena polymorpha
Lineage: Eukaryota; Metazoa; Mollusca; Bivalvia; Myida; Dreissenidae
Product: sphingolipid delta(4)-desaturase DES1-like
Exons: 3
Coding region: 121-1242 (373 amino acids)
Biological process (GO): ceramide biosynthetic process
Cellular component (GO): membrane
Molecular function (GO): sphingolipid delta-4 desaturase activity
Source: RefSeq, a predicted model, not a curated record
ACGUCAUAUCGUGUGAGCUUAUGCAUAUUUGCAGUCUGACACAUGGCUGUGGGGAAGUGGGUUGUAGUUUAAAGGGUCGAUCAGCGUUUGUAACUUCAUUGUGAUAUUACACUUGUGAAAAUGGGAGCUUCUGUGUCAAGAACGGAAUUUGAGUGGUCUUAUACACAGGAGCCUCAUGCAACGCGGAGGAAAGAAAUGCUGAAGAAGUACCCGGAAAUGAAGAAGCUGAUGGGCCACGAGCCGAGUACCAAGUACAUCGUAGUGGCCGCCGUGGCCUUCCAGAUGUUCAUGGCGUACAUGAUCCGCGACGCCAGCUGGGUGACCGUCCUUGCCCUCGCCUACUGCCUAGGGGGAACCAUCAACCACUCAAUGUCUCUCGCCAUUCACGAGAUCUCACACAAUCUCGCCUUCGGGCACGCGUACCCGCUAGCGAACCGAAUACUCGGCUUCAUUGCCAACAUACCGCUUGGAAUACCUGUCUCGAUUAGUUUCCGGAAGUACCAUCUCGAGCACCACCGCUACCAGGGCGACAAUGAAAAGGAUGUGGACAUUCCCACCGACCUUGAAGGCAAACUUUUCGUUAACACGUUCACCAAAUUCAUCUGGGUACUGUUGCAACCGUUCUUCUACGCUAUACGACCGUUCUUCGUCAGACCAAAGGCACUGCAACCCCUGGAAGUGAUAAAUCUAAUUCUCCAGUUGACCAUAGACUACAUGGUGGUGUGCUACUGGGGCCCAAAGUCCCUCGUGUACAUGACGGCCGGAACCCUGAUGGCGACCGGCCUUCACCCGAUGGCGGGACACUUCAUCUCUGAACACUACAUGUUCAACAAGGGCUACGAGACCUACUCGUACUACGGGCCGCUCAACUAUCUCACCUUCAACGUAGGCUACCACAACGAGCACCAUGACUUCCCUAGCAUACCAGGCACUCGGUUACCGCAGGUUCGCAAAAUUGCGCCCGAAUAUUACGACAACCUGCCGUACCACACCUCGUGGGUCAAGGUAAUUUGGGACUUCAUCUUCGAUCCCGCCAUCGGGCCAUAUGCCCGCGUCAAGAGGCGCCCUAUCCCCAUAAACCCCUCCGAGGAAAUCGAGGGGGCGGGAGACCAGGAAGUUAUCAACAAGGCGGAAAGCAAUGGCAUGCAUAGCAACGGGGUUCAUAGCAACGGGGUGCAUAACAACGGGGCAAUAAGCAACGGAGUGUCCAAUGGUUUCCAUGUCAGCAAAAAAGAUGAUUAAAUUGAGUGAGACCACUAAGUUCAGGCCUUAAGUUAGUGUUAACUUUAUACAAAUACUAGUAAUAGUCAUGCAUGAUAAUUGAUUUGUGCAUAUAUAAUCUUUUUUUUUCUGUUAAUACAAAUGUUUCUUACAACUUGGUCACUCUUGUUUGCAACUGUUCAUAUGUAAAUGCAUCUUUUUUACUCCUACUGAUUUGCAUUUUAUUUCACUUUUAAAUAAACUGUUAGUUGAUUUAUUUAUUUUAUAAUUUUUGAUUGAUUGAUUGUUAUUAAUGGAUUUAUUCAUUAAUGUCAAUCAAUACCUUCAAAGUCAUUAAAACUAAUUCUUUAAGUAUUACAUAUUUAUUUUGUUGUUUUAAAAGUAAUUAUUUAAGAAUUUAUUUUGUUGUUCAUAUUGUAGGCAAAUAUUUUAAUUAUCUUAAUAUAUAUAUUUUUUAUGAGGUAAAUGCAUUUUAUGUAAACUUAGCAAUAUAAAUAUCCAAAUUUCUGAUUUCACGAUGUAUUGUAUAAAGAUACAUUUCCAAUAAAUGGUCAGUAUCAUAGCUAUUUCACCAAAAGGGACUAUUAUAUGUUUAUCUUUUCAUCCUUCAUGUCUUUCUGUCUGUCCGUCAGUCAGUCCUGCGAUUUAUGUAAACUGUAUGAAACUUCUAUGAGGAAACUUGAUAUAUCAUUUAACACGAAAAUGUCAGACCCCUUUUAUCACCAGAGGUUUUGAAGUCAGGUCACUAUUAAUAAAAAUAGACGGAAUUGUAAUGACUCAAAGUACUAUGAAAUGAUGAAACCUUAUAUGCACCUUUUUGUUAUAGGUUUUCUGUGUGUCUGUCUGUCACUUUUGUUAAUCCGUCCUCAAAGCAAUGUUACGUUAAUAUGCACGACCUAUUUUUCACCUGAGGUCAAAUGUAUGUUGCAUUUUUCUGCUAAUUGACAUUGGAUUUUAUUACAAUACAUACCCUUAAAUGAGUUUUCAGCAGAGGUUAAAAGUCAGGUCGCUAUUAAUAAAAAAAGACGAAAUUUUAAUGACUCAAAGUACUACGAAAUAAUAAAACUUAAUAUACAUAUUAUUAUUAAGUUACAGGUUUUCUUUAUGUCUGUUUGUUACUCAUUCCUCUGUUAAUCCGUCAGUCUUUCUGUACAUCCUAAAACUCGAUAUACACACAUCAAAAGCAACGUAAAGGUAAUAUGAAGUGCUUUUUUAGAUAAGGUCAGAUGUUUGUUGAAUUUUUCUGAUAAUUGACAGUGAAUUUGAUUUGGAAACGUACCGUAAAAUGCGUACAGAUUAAGGGUGUUAUACAGGUUAUGUACUUAUUUAACCCUUUGCAUGCUGGGAAAUUUGUCGUCUGCUAAAAUGUCAUCUGUUGAAUUUCUAAAAUUAGCAUUUUCUUCGAUUUUUUUUCAAAGAAUACUAUCAGAAAAGCAAACAGUUUGGUUCCAGAUGAGACGCCACGUUCUGUGGCGUCUCAUCUGGAUCCAAACUGUUUGCAAAGGCCUUUAAAAUUCGGUUCCCGCACUGAAAGAGUUAAGCGGUAGAGCCUUUCACACUACCGGUAGGGGACUGGUGUGUUUGGUGCAAUACAGUGAAAGCCUUGUUUGAAUUUAUUUUGUGAGGAUUCAAGUAUUAAUUUAUGCUUUGGUAAGAGAAAACCAUGUAUUGAACCUGUCUUGAACAAAUUCAUGGGUUAUGGAAAAGUAUAUUUAUCAAGCGUGGGUUCUUAUGGCAUCACCAAAGAUUGUUCAGAUGUUGUUUUACAGUAUUUGUUUUACAGUAUUUGUGAUCUUCCAUGAAGAACAAGUCAGUGUAGAAAGUCAUUGCACUAUUUAGAUCUUGAGCACAGUUAGUGUAGCAGUGUGUGGUCACUGUGGGAUUGAAUGGUUGAUUGCUCAUGUACAGCUCAGUAUGUUGUUGUUGUAUUAGCUCCUCUGAGCGCAUUAUGUUCACUGGAAGCUGUAAGGAUAAUGUGAUGUCAGUCAUCAGUCAGUGCGUGUGUGGGUGGGUGAGGUAGAAGUUUUUUUUUCAAACAACCUCUUUUCCUAAACCUCUGGUCAGAUUUGAGUCUGUUCUGAGAAAACUGGGCAUAAUGCAUGUGCGUUAAGUGUCGUCCCAGAUUAGCCUGUGCAGUUUGCACAGGCUAAUAAGGGACGAAACUGUGCCUAAAAUGGAUUUUUGCUACGAAGAGACUUCAUCUACAAUUGCGCAAAAUUCUAUUUUUUCACAAUCAUCAUUUAACUUGCUGAGAACGCCUUUUAAUGAUUUCUCUGCUGAUUGUUGAAAUUGUAACUUAAACUUGACAAAAGUUGCCCAGGACAGUUCUGUUCCUUUGGUUUACAGGUCAGCGAUCUAGGGCCUUUGACUAUCUUGUUUUGAUUUAAUGUUGAAUAUAAAACAAUUAAUGUAAGUAUUGUUUGAAGUGCUAAGUGUUCAAAAUCAUUAGUUGUAGAUGUACUAAAGUAAUGGUUGAAGAAAAAUCAUAAUUCAUGCUUGUACUGUAGCCAAACUAACUCUCGUUGUAUGUUUUAUUUAAUCUCUGUUAAUAUUUAAUCGCCAAAACACUUGCCAAUUUCUUGGGGGUUUUUAUGGAAAAAAAUCAAUGACUCUUUAGAUUUAUAUCAAUCCGCUCUUUACAUUUCAUUUAUCUCAUAAAACAUCUUGUGUGGAGUGUUCUCGACAGCCUUGAGCGAAUUUUGCAGUGCUCAUUGGAAUUUUAUGUCGAAGCUUUUCAUGCUAUACACAGUCUAACCGAUUUGAUAUAUGUUACAAUUCUCUUUAGUGUAGACACAUGUCUUGGUAACAAAUAUAUCUUGUUUGCCGAAAUUAUUUACUUCCUUAACUAUUGCAUGAUAAACAGAUUUCGUCUUAAAUGUUGACGACUGUCUACUAAGUAUGUUGUCGACAUUUGUAUGUUUUGUAAACGAUUUUCGAUGUAUACGACCACUGUUUAUGUGGUGAACAAUUGGUUUUUUUUGGUUGUAGACGAGAAUAUUUUGUUGUUAACCAGGUUUUCCGAAGGAAAAAACUGGUUAUUAGAUUGGCGAAUGCGGGCGGGCUGGCUGGCGGGCUGGCGGGCUGGCUGGCGGGCGGGCGGAACAAGCUUGUCCGGGCCAUAACUAUGUCGUUCAUUGUCAGAUUUUAAAAUCAUUUGGCACAUUUGUUCACCAUCAUUGGACGGUGUGUCGCGCGAAAUAAUUACGUCGAUAUCUCCAAGGUCAAGGUCACACUUUGAGUUCAAAGGUCAAAAAU